CGAGCUGUGCAGGAGAAACACAAGUGUUGGAGAGCGGACAGGGAGUUUCCAUUUGAUGGUAGAUGUGCCUCUGCGAGUCUUAACAAGGCUGGAAUAAAUUGUCCAACUCCUGAGGCAUCUGGUGAAGAAUGGAGUGGUAUGUCCUGAUGGUGAUGCUGAGCUUGCCAACCUUCAUCCACACAGAUUGCUCUUCACAGUGUCAGAAAUGUGUGCAACAAAUCGUCAGCCACGACGCCGCCGUCAGCAGCCUGUCGUGCAGUGUGGAGUGUGAGGCGCAGCUGGAAAGCUGCGGCCAGGCUCCUGGGCUGGCGGACUUCACCCAGGAUGAAGCUGAGGAAGAGGAGGAGAGUCAGCAGGCCGACCUGGUCAAACGCUACGGUGGCUUCAUCAAGAGGAUCGAAAAGAACAAGAAUUACAAUUACAUUCUGAAGGCCGGAGCGCUUCCCAAGAAAUACGAGGACUUGUUGAAGAGGCUGGAGGAGAGAGAUGUAGACGCGCCGGUGGACGCAGACGAUGUUCCGGAGAAUCAGAUGCUCCAUAGUUAUGUUAAACGUUACGGCGGCUUUUUACGCAAAUUCGGACCCAAGUCAAAGAGGAGUAGUUCCGUGGAGCAGGACACCCAGGAGCCCGAGGAGCUGCAGAAGCGCUACGGUGGCUUCAUGAGGAGGAUCCGACCAAAGUUGAACAACCUGAAGUGGGACAAGCGGUACGGAGGCUUCCUACGCCGCCACUUCAAAAUCUCUGUGCGCUCAAUCGAGGCGCCAUAUUACUCCUAUGACGACUUGAGCCUAUAGAUGAACCCCGCUGAAAAAGAAAAACUAGAAAGAACUUGUGCAGGUUAACUUAACAGGCCAAUAUUUAUCCAAAAAGUAUCAUAUGCUUGCCUAUCUUGCUUGUAGCCUACUCAGUUGCCUUCUAUGUAACAACUCUCAUCUCUGUUAUUGGCAUCAU
Xiphias gladius (swordfish) is the source of this 951-nucleotide messenger RNA. It is a transcript of the gene pdyn, whose product is annotated as prodynorphin. The coding region runs from base 129 to 794 and encodes 221 amino acids. Gene Ontology annotation, biological process: neuropeptide signaling pathway; chemical synaptic transmission; sensory perception. Lineage: Eukaryota; Metazoa; Chordata; Actinopteri; Istiophoriformes; Xiphiidae. The transcript has 3 exons. Gene Ontology annotation, cellular component: plasma membrane; axon terminus; dendrite. Gene Ontology annotation, molecular function: opioid receptor binding. The record is from RefSeq and is a predicted model, not a curated record.